Messenger RNA from Guyanagaster necrorhizus, 678 nucleotides. RefSeq lists its product as uncharacterized. The record is from RefSeq and is a predicted model, not a curated record. Lineage: Eukaryota; Fungi; Basidiomycota; Agaricomycetes; Agaricales; Physalacriaceae. The coding region runs from base 139 to 363 and encodes 74 amino acids. The transcript is spliced from 4 exons.
GAUGCAGCCAAAAAUAAACAUUGCAGGGUCUGGGGGACCAGAGCGUUGUACUUGCAAUGGGUACAGUUUUCUGAUGAACGGCACGGAAUGUGGAGCCCUUGAGCGGGUUUUUAAUCGUUCUUUAACCCAUGGGGCUCCAUGAAGAGCACGUUAUCUAAUAUCCCCAAUAUUGUAAGGAGCGCUACGAAGGAAUCGUCAGCUGCCCUUGGUUAUGUCAGGGGCAUUAUCAUAUCGAUGGCAAGCAGUCUCGCGAACCGCAACUUAUCUCAGGGCAUCGACAUAGAUGAAAUCGAUAAUCGACUAGAGGUAUCGUGCGAGCCUUGGUGGUUACAGAACUGCAUGAACGGGCGCCCACAGCGAUAGUGGUUUAAGAGGUCUCUUCAUAUUCCAAUCAGAGAGGGCUUCUCCAUAAAUCAGAGAGAGUAGCGGAAUCCCGUGCAGUGGAGUAUGAAGUGGAUCAAAAGAUGAGCAAGCCAUGGACGGAACCCGAGGCGGAGCCUAGAACAUUUCAAGUCUCACGCACGGACCCCUUUCGUGUUCAGGGUCUGGACGCCUGAAGCCGGAUUCAUCGACGUCGAUCACCCGACUAGGACGUUAUGCGACUUCGAAGUCAGCACGAGUGGUCGUACUAGGCCCGCAGAGCACUCUGAAACACAAUGGUUUUCAAACCAAUUCUUC